Momordica charantia (bitter melon) is the source of this 3149-nucleotide messenger RNA. Its product is annotated as Alkaline-phosphatase-like family protein. The record is from RefSeq and is a predicted model, not a curated record. Gene Ontology annotation, molecular function: mannose-ethanolamine phosphotransferase activity. Gene Ontology annotation, cellular component: endoplasmic reticulum membrane. Gene Ontology annotation, biological process: GPI anchor biosynthetic process. Lineage: Eukaryota; Viridiplantae; Streptophyta; Magnoliopsida; Cucurbitales; Cucurbitaceae.
UGUUGCUUUUGAAAACUGGAGGGUGUUUUGAAUCUGAACUGAGAGUGCGCGCAAAAAGAAUGAGAAAAUGGAAUCUGUUAUGGCCGUUUUGGGCUAUAAUGGCGGUUCAUGCUGUUGCUAUUCUGAUAUUCGUCAAAGGAUUUCUUCUUACUCGUACAGAGCUUCCUCAUUACAGUCACUGCUCCGAUGUUUCUCAAUCUCCUUGUUUCACUCCCGAUUCACUUUCUGAUAGCAAUCCUUCGGCUCCUCCUCCCUCUGAUGCAGCGAAUUUCAGCCGUUGCUGGACCAAACCUGCUGUUAAUCGCAUCCUCAUCAUUGUUUUUGAUGCUCUACGGUUUGAUUUCGUUGCUCCCAGUACAUUCUUUGAAGAAUCGAAACCAUGGAUGGACAAGUUGCAGGUAUUGCAUAAAAUGGCAUCAGAACGGGGUUCAUCAGCCAAGAUUUUCAAAGCCAUUGCUGAUCCACCAACGACAAGUUUGCAGCGAUUGAAGGGCCUAACGACUGGUGGACUGCCAACAUUUAUUGAUGUUGGAAACAGCUUUGGUGCUCCAGAAAUUAUUGAAGACAACUUGAUUCAUCAGCUUGUUCAGAAUGGAAAACGUGUGGUGAUGAUGGGGGAUGACACAUGGAUGCAAUUGUUUCCUCGUCAUUUUAGGAAAUCAUUUCCCUAUCCUUCCUUUAAUGUUAAAGAUCUUCAUACGGUAGACAAUGGAUGCAUUGAAAAUCUUCUUCCAUCCCUGUACGAAGAUGAUUGGGAUGUUCUCAUUGCUCAUUUUCUUGGUGUGGAUCAUGCAGGGCAUAUAUUUGGUGUCGAUUCUAGUCCAAUGAUUGAAAAGCUGGAGCAGUAUAAUACUGUUUUAGAGAAAGUAGUGGACGUUCUGGAGAGCCAAUCUGAACCGGGUGGGUUACAUGAAAAUACUCUUCUUCUCGUGAUGGGUGAUCAUGGACAAACUUUGAAUGGUGACCACGGUGGAGGAAGUGCAGAGGAGGUUGAGACGUCUCUAUUUGCUAUGAGCUUCAAGAAGCCUCCAGCAUUCAUACCAUCUGAAUUUGGUACUUCUUCUUGUCAAUUAGACUUGGAAGGGAGGGAGAUAUGUACCAGCUCCAUCCAACAGCUUGAUUUCCCAGUGACUAUAUCAGCGUUGCUUGGAGUUCCUUUACCUUUUGGAAGCAUUGGGCGUGUAAAUCCUGAGUUAUUUGCUCUAGGUGCUGGUACAUGGAAGUGGGAAGGUAUGAAGGUGGGAAACUACCUAAAUCAGUCAAAACAAGAAGAAUGGAUGAAGAAUUAUGUCAACGUACUUUGUAUCAACUCCUGGCAGGUGAAAAGGUAUAUUGAUGUUUAUACUGCUUCAUCAGUCAUCGGAUUUUCUGAUGAAGACUUGCAUCACACUGGUGGUUUGUAUGCCGAUGCAAUGGAAAAUUGGUCCCACAUGACAAAAAGUUUAUUAUCUAAGAAUGGGGGAAGCCACAUUGUCCAUUCUCUUAAGAGGCAAAUUGAUGCAUACUCUAAUUUCCUAACAAGUGUUGCUGAGCUAGCACGUUCUAAAUGGACAGAAUUUAAUUUAAAAAUGAUGACCCUUGGUUUUUGCAUUAUGGUAGCUUCACUUUUUGUCCAUUUCCUUGCUAUAAAGAGGGUUAGCAAACAAUGCAGCAUUUCUUUUGCAACUGAAGAUUGUGGAACAACUUUUGAGUUAAUGCUUUCUUGCUUUAUGGUGGCUAUACGUGCAUGCAGCUUUCUCUCAAAUAGCUUUAUUUUGGAAGAAGGAAAAGUGACAAGUUUUCUUUUGGCUACUACUGGCAUUAUCAUGCUACGAUAUUCAAUCACGAAUAAGAAACAUUUUUUUAAAGUCUUCAGUUUCCUUCUUUUGAUGAUCUACUGUAGAUUUACAAUUGAAGUUGGUCUACUGAAGCAGGCUGAUACUUCUGCAUUCUUGAAAGUUUAUCCUUCAUGGGUGCUUGAAAUUGCAUUCCUACUGCCUGGUUGGACAUAUGUAGUGGAAGCUGUGCCAAUUAUUGCACUGGUAUUAUUGGCACAGUUGCUUCAUAAAAUCAUUGCUAGCAGCCGUUCAAAGGGAAUAUGGAAGUUUGUAAUGUCUGGAACCAUUUUGUGUUAUAUCCUUAUUGGGUUCCAUUGGACACUAGRAAAUGAUGUGUUGCAUCUUGCUCCAACCAUUGAGGGCAUUGGAAAAAAUUGCAUUCCGAGAAUAAUCUAUGCUAUUGGACUAGGACAGCUAUCAUUACUAGUAUUUAGGCAGCUAAUUGGCGAGGACAAACAUUUAGAGUGCAGCAUAACUUUAGUAACCAAAACAGCCGCCAUGUUAGCUGCAUGGAGUCCAACAAUUAUUAUUCUAGCGGGAAAGCAAGGUUCCUUGGUAGCUUUGGCAUCUGUUAUUGGAGGAUACUGCAUAAUAAGUAUGGACAAUCUACAUCACGCAGAGGAUGGAAAUGGUAGAAUUCUGACAGUUGAUUGUCUUCCUAUAACGCAGUGGAGCUUGUUUUCUAUCUGUCUCUUUUUUAGCUCUGGCCACUGGUGUGCCUUUGAUGGCCUUCGCUAUGCUGCUGCAUUUAUUGGGUUUGACGAGUUUGUUCUAGUUCGCCAAGCAAUCCUUCUUACGAUCGAUACAUUUGGCUUCUCUACCAUCCUUCCAGUUUUUGGACUUCCUUUUAUUGUUGCAAACAAAUAUUCAUCCAGUCAGGCUGCAAAAGGAAAAUAUUCUCUCUUCAUGCGCUUAUCUCAAGCUUACUUGAUGUAUGGGCUCAUAAUGGCGGUUCCAGUCACAGCCACUAUAUUAUGCGUCAUAAUUCAAAGACGGCAUUUGAUGGUGUGGGGGCUGUUUGCUCCAAAAUUUGUAUUUGAUGUGGUAGCUCUGAUUCUGACAGACAUCUCCAUCUGUUUAGCCACAUUGUAUUAUGUGCCACGGCUAGAAUCAUGGUAGAGCUGCCUAAAAUUGUUAUCAAAUUCCAUCAAUUUUCAUUCCAUUUUCUUUUACUAUGAGAUUAAAUUUUUGGAGAUUUUGGUAUGAAUUCAUUAACAUUUUAUUUCAAUGUCUCUACCUAAAAAUGUAUCAACUUUUCCCCCUCUUUUUGUGGUGUGAAGCCAUUAUUGGUAUUACUAUUAGCUAGAAUGAGCAUCAUAAUUUGAAGAUAAA